Ceratotherium simum simum (southern white rhinoceros) is the source of this 2868-nucleotide messenger RNA. RefSeq names its product trafficking protein particle complex subunit 9 (gene TRAPPC9). The record is from RefSeq and is a predicted model, not a curated record. Gene Ontology annotation, cellular component: trans-Golgi network. NCBI's taxonomy places the organism in Eukaryota, Metazoa, Chordata, Mammalia, Perissodactyla, Rhinocerotidae.
GAAGCGCCAGCCCUGAGCCGGGGCAGCGGCUGCAGAGGCUGCUCCGCCGCGCCGCCCGCCAGGCCGUUGGCUCCUGCUCCGGGCCCGGGGCUACCGGCUGUGGACUUCAAAAUGAGCGUCCCUGACUACAUGCAGUGUGCUGAGGACCACCAGACUCUCCUUGUGGUGGUCCAGCCUGUGGGGAUCGUCUCGGAAGAGAACUUCUUCAGGAUCUACAAGAGGAUUUCCUCUGUGAGCCAGAUCAGCGUUCGAGACUCCCAGCGUGUGCUCUACAUCCGCUACAGACACCACUACCCACCCGAGAACAACGAGUGGGGCGACUUCCAGACCCACCGCAAAGUCGUGGGCCUCAUCACCAUCACAGACUGCUUCUCGGCCAAGGAUUGGCCGCAGACCUUUGAGAAGUUCCACGUGCAGAAGGAGAUCUAUGGCUCCACGCUCUAUGACUCCCGGCUGUUUGUCUUUGGGCUGCAGGGUGAGAUCGCCGAGCAGCCACGCACCGACGUGGCCUUCUACCCCAACUACGAGGACUGUGAGACGGUAGAGAAGAGGAUCGAGGACUUCAUCGAGUCGCUCUUCAUUGUGCUCGAGUCCAAGCGUCUGGAUAGGGCCACAGACAAGUCUGGGGAUAAGAUCCCGCUUCUCUGUGUCCCAUUUGAGAAAAAAGACUUUGUAGGAUUGGACACAGAUAGCAGACAUUACAAGAAGCGGUGCCAAGGACGCAUGAGGAAACAUGUGGGGGACUUAUGCCUGCAGGCCGGGAUGCUGCAGGACUCCUUGGUCCAUUACCACAUGUCGGUGGAGCUUCUCCGCUCAGUGAAUGACUUCUUGUGGCUUGGAGCUGCCCUUGAAGGGUUGUGUUCGGCUUCUGUCAUCUAUCACUAUCCUGGUGGAACCGCUGGUAAGGCUGGAGCUCAAAGGGUCCCGGGCAGCUCGCUUCCUGCUGAAGCAGCCAACAGACACCGACCGGGGGCACAAGAAGUUCUCAUUGAUCCAGGUGCCCUAACCACCAAUGGCAUAAAUCCCGACACCAGCGCUGAAAUUGGACGUGCUAAGAACUGUCUUAGCCCUGAAGACAUAAUUGACAAAUAUAAGGAGGCCAUUUCCUAUUACAGCAAGUAUAAGAACGCUGGAGUGAUCGAGUUAGAAGCCUGUGUCAAAGCUGUGCGUGUCCUCGCCAUUCAGAAGCGGAGCAUGGAAGCUUCAGAAUUUCUCCAGAAUGCAGUUUACAUUAAUCUUCGCCAGCUUUCUGAAGAAGAAAAAAUUCAGCGAUACAGCAUCCUCUCUGAGCUCUAUGAGUUGAUCGGCUUCCGUCGCAAGGCGGCGUUCUUCAAGCGCGUGGCUGCUAUGCAGUGUGUGGCCCCGAGCAUCUCGGAGCCUGGGUGGAGGGCCUGCUACAAACUCCUCCUGGAGACGCUUCCAGGCUACAGUCUGUCCCUGGAUCCAAAAGACUUCAACAAAGGCACGCACCGAGGCUGGGCCGCCGUCCAGAUGCGUUUGCUUCAUGAGUUGGUCUAUGCCUCCCGGAGGAUGGGGAAUCCUGCUCUUUCUGUCAGGCACUUGUCAUUCUUGUUACAGACCAUGCUGGAUUUUUUGUCAGAUCAAGAAAAGAAAGAUGUGACUCAAAGCCUGGAGAACUAUACAUCCAAAUGUCCUGGGACGAUGGAACUCAUCACUCUCCCAGAUGGCCUCACGCUGCCUCCGGUGCCCUUCACCAAACUGCCCAUUGUCAGGCGAGUGAAACUGUUGAACCUUCCUGCCAGCCUCCGGCCACAGAAAAUGAAAAGCUUGCUGGGUCAGAACGUGUCAACCAAGAGCCCCUUCAUAUACUCACCGAUUAUCGCACACAACCGUGGAGAAGAGCGGAACAAGAAAAUAGAUUUCCAGUGGGUUCAAGGAGAUGUAUGUGAGGUUCAGCUGAUGGUAUAUAACCCAAUGCCAUUUGAACUCCGAGUUGAAAACAUGGGUCUUCUCACGAGUGGCGUGGAGUUCGAGUCUCUCCCUGCAGCGCUUUCCCUUCCAGCUGAAUCUGGCCUUUACCCGGUGACGCUCGUUGGGGUCCCACAGACGACUGGAACGAUUACUGUGAAUGGUUACCAUACCACGGUCUUUGGUGUCUUUAGUGACUGUUUGCUGGACAACCUCCCGGGAAUAAAGACCAGCGGCUCCACAGUCGAAGUCAUUCCUGCUCUGCCCAGACUCCAGAUCAGCACUUCUCUGCCCAGAUCUGCACAUUCAUUGCAACCUUCCUCUGGUGAUGAAAUAUCUACUAAUGUGUCGGUCCAGCUUUACAAUGGAGAAACUCAGCAACUUGUCAUUAAAUUGGAAAACAUUGGAAUGGAACCGCUGGAGAAACUGGAAGUCACCUCAAAAAUUCUCACCACCAAAGAAAAAUUGUAUGGCGACUUCUUGAGCUGGAAACUAGAAGACGCCCUUGCCCAAUUUCCUCUGCAGCCUGGAAAGGUGGCCACUGUCAUCAUCAACAUCAAAGUGAAGCUGGAUUUCUCCUGCCAGGAGACUCUCCUCCAAGAUCUCAGCGAUGAUGGAAUCAGUGUGAGCGGCUUUCCACUGUGCAGUCCCUUUCGACAGGUUGUUAGGCCUCGAGUGGAGAGCAAACCCGUGAACCCACCUGAGGGCAGCAAACCUGGGGACUCGAGCCACGUGAAGGUGAGUCGGUCCUGCACACGUGCAGUCUGCCAGGUGGCUUGGCACUCUUGGUUUCUGCCAAGCCUUUUCGGAGGCAAACUUUUGAGUAUUUUUCAGAAAGGAAAGGAAGCGUUGUUUGAUAAUACAAUUGCGUUUGUGGAAAGCUGGUUUCUCAGUAUUUUUCAUUCCAUGGAAUGUUCUGGAAAGCAGUGGCAAGCUUGA